AGGGGCGACGGCGAGGAACGGGGGUCCAGGCUGGCUGGCCGGCUGAGCCGUCCGACCGAGAGACACAGGAGCCGCAGGAGUCGAGAAAGUGGGCGGCGAUUCGAGAGCAGGAGCAGCAGCAGAAGAAGAAGAUGAUGAAGGACGAAGGAAGGCCUUGAUUGUCUCUCGAGGCAGUCGUCGUCGUCGCACACAUACAUCCGGAGCAUGGCGAGGAGGCCCCGUGCCAGGUCCAUGUUUGAUUAGUGCGCGUGCACGCGGGAAAGAGGGAGCCCAGGGUUGGGUCGGCCUUCAUGAGAUGGGCCGAUCGAUCAGAUCAUCUGAGCCGAGCUGAGCUGAGCUGAAGGGGGAGCUGAGGGCAGCUGACAGUGGAACGGGGAGGCGGAGUGUAGAGAGAGUGUAGAGGGUAGAAGACACGGACGGACAGACCGGCUGACAGACAGACAGACAGACGACGGACGAACGGAGGGACGGGCGGGCAGAGGAGGGUCUGAGAGACGGUAGGUCUUUCUGAGGGAACAUGGGCACGCCCGGAGGUGCGGGUUCGGGGGAAGGGAGAGGGGGAGGAGGAGGAGGCUGUUGACUUGACUGACUGGAGCUCGGAGGAACGGGGAAGACUAAAAGAGGAGGAGACGACUCGAGCCGAUUCGCAAGGGGAUAGAAGGGAAGAAGUCCGCAGAUAGGUAGGGAGGGAGGACGGGACGGAAGGGAAGGGAAUGGUCCCCUUGGACGAUUGCGAGCAUUUGCCGACGAUAGGUGAUCUGGACAUUUGAUUUCGGGAGGAUCUGAGGUUUUGGUUUGAGAGAGAGAGAGAGAGAGAGAGCCUGGAGGGUGGAGACUGAGGAGCAGGAGGAAGAUGAGAUCCAACAUGACUGGGGGACGUUUGAGGGAAGAGGACUACCAGAUUGGAACAGAAAAUGCGCGAGGGGAUUAUUCGAGAACUAGAAGUGGAGCUGCCGCGGUUGCAGGAUGCGCCCUCGAUGAUGUCGUUGUAGGUUGUGAAUAUCCCGUGAUUUCUUGGGGAUCAGUAUCAUCUUCUUCUUCAUCUUCUUUUUCCUCUUCUGCUUCUUCUUCACUUGAGCUGGCACGCUGGUGAUAGUUCAGUUAGAUCAGGGUAUCGAGAGCAGCAGAGCAGAGCAGCAGAGUAGCAGAGCUGGUUGGACCUCGCUCUGGGAAGUAGGAAAUCGGAUCGACGUGCUGUCUUACGAGUACAUACACUUUGAUGAAUGCCACACCAAUUCAUGGCCCGUCUUAGGGGCCAUGAACUGAACGGAGUGCCACCCAGAACUGCCGACAAUUCCAAUUUAACGAAGAUUGCUGUCGAUUUGCACCUGCUGCGCGGGCGCCGCUCUGCGACGAGGCUUGCGCCACCGCACGAGGGCCUCUAUCGCUCCCCGGCAACCUGAUUCUGGUGGCCGGCGUCCUCGUGAUUUAAAAUGUCUCACAUGGAGGGGCGAGUCGAGGAGCUCCUGACGUUCCCCAUACAGCUGUGCGACCAGGUGAGGAUGGCGCUGAAUGACCCCGAUUCUUUCAAGCAGGAAUGUCAAGAACUCAUGAAGAAGGUGGAGAGGCUGUUCACGUUUCUGAGACGGGCGCACAAUGUUGGGCCGGGCAACCUCUACGGGCGCCCGACGAGGAAGAUUAUGGGCGACGUGGAGAAGACGCUGGAGAAGGCGCUGGCGCUGGCGAAGAAGUGCAAGCGGAGCGGAAUGCUGAAGAGGGUCAUCACCAUAACGUCGGCCGCAGAUUUCAAGAGGGUGAACUUGCUGCUGGACAACGCAAUUGAGGACGUGACCUGGCUGCUCAAUGUGUCGGCCGUGGGCGACGAUCGACCGGACUCCGUCGGGCUGCCGCCCAUCGCAAUUACCGACCCCGUGCUGGCCAUGAUCUGGGAGCAAAUUGCCGUGGUGCAGGUGGGGAGCUUGGACGCGAGGUGCGACAGCGCCUCGAUUCUGGCGAGCUAUGCGAAAGAGAGCGAUAGGAAUUGUAAGCUGAUAAUUGAGGAGGGCGGGCUGCCGCCGCUGCUGCGGCUGCUCAAGGAGGGCACGGUGGCAGGGCAAGAGGCGGCGGCCGAGGCUCUGGGCGUGCUGGCUCGAGACGCCGAGCGAGUGAAGCAGAUCCUGGACGAGAGGGCGGUCGAGGUGUUCAUCCAGGUGCUGACGAAUGGGUCGAUGAAGGUGCAGGUGAAGGUGGCGUGGGCGCUGGCGCAGAUGGUGUCGCGCAACGCCGAUGCGCAGGACGAGUUCGCGCAGGCCGGCGCAAUCCGGCUGCUCGUCUCGCUGCUGGCCUACGACACGCUCGAGGACACGAGCAAGGUGCAGAAAGCCGUGAGCAUCCACACCAUCGUCAAGCAUCAGCUGGACAAGACGAAGACCGACAUCGGCACCUCGUUGCCCAAGCCUGUGGACCAGGACGCCGAGGAUGCCUCGUCCGACACCGAGAAGCGCCCCGUGGGCUCCAAGCCCGCAGAGCCUCCGCGCAGCCCCGACCCCAAGGAGCUGACGCUGAAGAAGCCAUACCAGCAGGAUCCGAGCCGGCUGGGCCCGACGAAGCCCGUGUCCGGCUACUCGAAGCCGUCGGGCCACGGCCCCACUCGCAACUCCAGCUUCGAGCCCGUGCGCACCAGCCCCGAUCCCCACUCGCGCCACGCUGCGCCCCACGGCCUCUCGCGGCAUCGCCAGGAGCGCGACCGCGAGGAUCCUCAGACCAAGCAGAUGCUGAAAGCUGAAGCCGCCCACGCUCUGUGGAAGCUCGCCCUGGGCAACGUCAAAAACAGCAAGAGCAUCACCGACACCCGAGCCCUGCUCUGCUUCGCGAAGCUGAUCGAGUCCGGCGAGGGAGCUGUGCAGAUGAAUUCUGUAAAUGCCGUCAUGGAGAUCGCCCAAGCAGCUGGCGAGGAUGCCGAGCUGAGACGAGCUGCUUUCAAAACCAACUCCCCUGCCGCCAAGGCCAUAGUCGAGCAGCUGUUGAAAGUGAUCGAGCACGGAGAGCCUGAAUUGCAAUGGCCUUGCAUACGGGCCAUCGGCUGCCUUGCUCGGAUUUUCCCAGCCCCUGCUCUGCACGUGAUCAUCCCCUUGACUGCCCAGCUAGCGAGCAAGGAUGGAACAGUCGCUGAAGAAGCUGCGGUCGCCUUGCAAAAGUUUGCAUACAAAGACAACUACUUGUACAUGGAGCACUCGAGAACCAUUCUGGAGAACUCUGGCGCAGGGCACUUAGUGCAGCUCAUCUAUUUUGAAAAGCAGGCGCAAAUGCAAGCCUUGAUUCUGCUGUCGUAUCUUGCUUUGAAUGUAGGAGAUAGUGCUGAUUUGGAGAAGGCCGCAUCACUCGCGGCGCUAGAAGCUGCAACGAGAUGGACAAAUCUUCCGGACGGUGUUAGAGGGCUGCUUUGUGAUGCAAUCGAACAUUUAGAACUCUACCAAGGAGGUCCUCGAGCUCCUUCAGAGGCAGGCAACUUCUUAGUUUAAUGACGUGUUAAGUGUUCCGAGCUAGCCACGCUUUUUGUUCUCACCAUUGAUUUGUCGAGUGGAGUCAAGCACUACAAAUGUGGAAUAUUUAACUAACGAGUAUGAUCCUAUGAAAACUUGUGCUAGUAAAACACCUUGUAAAGAUUCAUUUAUUCAAUGUGGACUUCUAUGAAUGUAAUAAAUCCGUUUGGUUUUC
Molecule: messenger RNA, 3657 nt
Organism: Marchantia polymorpha subsp. ruderalis
Lineage: Eukaryota; Viridiplantae; Streptophyta; Marchantiopsida; Marchantiales; Marchantiaceae
Source: the annotation of a GenBank genome assembly